AUGGCCAACAUUUGUACUUACUAUCUUGAUCAGACUCUACCGGAGAAACACUUUGCCAAGUCCGAGGAAGACGACGCCUUCCUUGAGUGCUGCUUUGACUGCGGUGACCGGGCCAAAACGCUCCGCCCGGGAAAGAAGCUGCCGGAGCUGCUUGAGCACUUCCGCCUCGGUGCAGCCAGCAAGGAGGACCCGACCUUUAAAGAGGACUUCCACGUGGCAACCCGUGUGGCAAACGGUGACAUGGAGCCGAACUUUCCAUUUGGAUCCGUUUCGAAGGAAGUGCAGCACGGCUUUGAAAGAGAGUACGCAAGGAUUACAGGACACCUGCCAACGGAGCUGGGGAGCAAGGGGCCUGCGCUUGUGAAGCUGCCCUACAUGUCACCAAGUGCGCAGAGCAACUACUACCUCGUCGACAUGGUGGGCAUGGAGGCGCACAUCAUUGCUUCGGUUCGCAAGGUGAAGAUUUACUACAAUGUCUGCACCCAGCUCGAGGUUGCCAUCUUGGAGCACGGGAAGCAAUUGACGAAGGACCAUGCAAGGGCUGUCUACAGCCACGCCGUCAGCAACGAGCAGAAUGUACGUCCCCAACCUCUGAAGCCAGCUGCCAACCGUCCCCAGUCCGUGGACUUCUUCACCAAGAAGUUCCAAGGCUUGGCAGAGGCGGCGGAGGCAGCAGCUGGCAAGGCAGAGGAAGCUGUCGUUCCUGGAGAUGGGUCCAGCGAGGAUGGAGCUGAGGACAAGCAGGUCGUGCCCCAGAAAACCAUGGGUCUUCUUUUCGAUGAAGCGGAGUCGAAGCCGAAGAAGAAGCCCAAAGCAUCUGCUUCAAAGCAAUCCGCCUCCGCAGCAGCUGGGACUGGGGCUUCAGUGGCUUCAGCUCCUGGCACUCCAGCACCGACGGUUCCGGGUGCCGGCAAGAAGUUGGAUGCAAUUGAGACGGCCUCCGCAUCGACAGCGGGAAAGAAGACCUUGCAGAACCUCGACAAGGACAUGACCUUUGUUGCUCAGCGACACCUCCACAACUGUCCGACUUCCAAGGCCACCUCGUUGGAGCACUUGAUUCCGGCAUCCUUUCUCUUGGAGCCAUCCAAGCAGCUGUCCAACAGCCUGAGCGGUGCCAAGCGUAUCUUGGAGUCAUUGAAGGGCAAGAGUGAGACUGUCGCCUGCAACCUCCUCCACGAGAGAAUCCUGCAAUGCGAACACGCGACCGCAUUGACUUCGGGACUUUCAACGACGCCAAUGGCAGCGGUGACCGCGCAUGUCAAAGGCACCUCCGCCCUGUGGGACCGCUACUCGUACAACCUGCAGAUCGAAGUCUGCGGAAAGUACGCAGGAGAGCAGCUGGAGCUGGCUUGCUUGUGCAUUGACAAGCCGGAGGCAAGCAAGUGUGACAAGGAAAUGCUGGCGAAGAUCAAGAUGGCUCAGGAGGGCUCAGUUGAGGAGUUCAUGGAGGCGUUCUUUGACUUCCUCGACUUGCGAGGUGACUCGACAAAUGCUGAUGAAAAAAAGGCAUUCCGGGGCGACAACCCACACUUCUCAGACACUUUGUCCUUGCUUCAGAGCUCCUUGGAUGAUUCCGUCUAUAGCGUGGAGGCCAGCUUGGACAGGACCAUGCAAGAGUUCGACUUGAUUGAUGCGAUUGAGGAUGGCGCAGACAACAAGCAGCCGCAGCCCAAGGAGAACCUCGAGAUGGCAAAUGCUUUCCUGCACCUCUUCCUGAACGAGUCAUUCCUGAACAUCUUGAACGGUGGCCAAGAGCAUGCGAACUUCCUCGCUGUGCUGGCCUGCCAGUUCCUGAAAUGCUACCACAAGCAACAGGAAUUCUUCGAGGGGCUGGCCAGCAUGACAGAACUGAUUCCCAUCAAACAGGCCUUUGAGGACCUUGCCCGCUUCUGGCAAGCCGUGCUGUACUUGUUGGAUGAAGUGUGUGAGCUGGAGGAUGGUCGUGAACUGACUGGUUCAGCUCCGGACGUCUUCUUCCUGAGCGAUUACUCCGGACCGGGCUUCUUCCACCGCAGCAUCAAGGCUAUCUUCACCCAGGCCGGCAGCUUUUGGCUAGCACAAGUUCGUGACGUGGUCAAGACGGCUGGAAGCAAAGCUCUUUUGUCUCCGAAGCUGCAGAAGUUGAAAGAGCUUCUUGCGGGCUCCUCGACAGAAGCCUCAGAAGUCUCAGCUGCCAGACUCGUGGAUGUGAACACCCUCCUGGGUGAAGUCAAGGGUGGAGUUCGGGCCUUGGAGUGGUCCUCCCUUUUGGGCAAGGUCGCUGAGCUCGCCGUGGCCACGGCACGGAGCAUGAUGCAGUCGCCUGCGGGCCAGACAGCUGGCGAAAACUAUGCUUCCACGUCUGUGGAAGCAGUGUCAAGCUUGCUGGUUGCUGCCAGCUCCGUUGCUGGCGUGCCAACUGUCUACGAGGAUUUCAAGGCUUGGGUUGGCAGCACCAAGGGUGCUCGACAGGUGGCUGAUUUGGUCCAGGUCAUGAAGUCCGCGAGCCGCAUCUCCAUCGACUAUGAAGCCGUGAGAAAGUUGCUGCCAGAGACGUCCUUGCAAAUUCAGGGGACGGGAGCCGGCGAGGUCAUGACAGCGGCGAGCCACUUUGUGCACAAGUCGUUGCUGCACAUGACGGACAAGAUCCUCGGCCCGGACUUCAAGACAGCGGCUGACGUGAAGGGGCAGAUGCUGACCACGCUGCAGUUGGCCAAGGCCGUGUUUGCGAACAAUGCCGCUACGACGACGGCUUCUACGCCGCCGGAAGACGGAGAUGCAAAAGGCCUUCAGGUCUUCGGGGUCGUGCACGGGUACGUUUUGACCCUGGUUCAGUUCUCGCAAUCUGGGAUUAUCUACGUGGGGCAGCGGAAGAAGCUGCAAGGCACAGACUCAACAGAGGCCGCUGAGUCUCAGGCGACCAAAGAGCUGCAACGUGGUAUCCUGAUUCUGAAGAAUGCCAGAGACAAGUGCUUGGCCGCCGUGAAGACGAGCUUGGACUUCCUGAAUGAGAAGAUUCACCCCUCCGAGGAUGCAUUGUUCGGUGCGAUUGCGAAUCAGUCGCCAGAGCUGUUGCAGGAGCUAUUGGAUCUUGACCUCGCCAAGCACUUCCCUUUGCGUGCAGACGAGGUGUAUGUGGAUGCGGUGUCGAAGCUGUUUGUCGCCUACUCCAGGGAGAUUUCUGAAUCAGCAAGCCAGGUCAAGUCGCUUCUGAAAGGCUUCGAGGAGGGUGGCCCCUCUUCCUGGAAGAAGGACUUGCCGACAGAGAAGCCUGAUGUGGACAAGGUGACCUUCGCGGAUCUGCUGAGUGCUGCUGAGGAGUCCGUGGAGAAGGUUGAUGGCAAGAAGCUGCGACAGUGCACUGAGGCUUAUUAUGAGGUCCUCAAGACGGCCAUGGACGUCAUGGAUAAGUUCGAGAGCAGCGAUGACGUCCCAACGAUGGCCUCGGCCCGUGAAGUCUUGAAGACUGAGUUGGCUUUUCACUUGCCAGACAUGCGCAAGGGGAAAAUCCUUGUCAUGGAGAUGAUGUUGGUGCGGCAGCUUUCCAAGGUGAAGGGCAAGGACAUUUCCAUGGACAGCAAAGACCCUUCCAUCGUGGACAUGGAGGGAUUGCUGACCAAGCAAACAAUUUUCCUUUCCAGCAAUUUGCUGGGAUUGACAAGCAGCAGUAUUCAGCCAGCGUUGUGGCAAGCUGUGCAGAAAUUCUCUAAGUGA
Molecule: messenger RNA, 3693 nt
Organism: Symbiodinium sp. CCMP2592
Lineage: Eukaryota; Dinophyceae; Suessiales; Symbiodiniaceae
Source: the annotation of a GenBank genome assembly